Messenger RNA from Parasteatoda tepidariorum (common house spider), 2446 nucleotides. Its product is annotated as probable basic-leucine zipper transcription factor H. NCBI's taxonomy places the organism in Eukaryota, Metazoa, Arthropoda, Arachnida, Araneae, Theridiidae. The record is from RefSeq and is a predicted model, not a curated record.
UAGACUUUAGUGCGGAAUUUUUUCUUCCAACGCAGAUCUAAUGGUUUCAUAGAACAUUCAACGGUACAGAAAUAAUCAAUCAAUCUAAUUUGAGCUAACAGGAAUCUAAACAAUCAUUCCAUCAACUAUGCCAUGUGCUAUUUAUUUUCAAAAUAGUGGGUGUCUUAAAUUUUUGUGGAUAAACUACUUAAUUUGGUGGAAAUAAAUUUCAAAAUUGUAUUAAAUAUUAUCGACCUGAGAAAAUGUUUCAUACUCCACAUAGGUCUCACUCACAUCUCGAUGCAGAUAUAAUCAAAUUACGCCGUAGAAUCAAUGAUAUCAAAGAAAAAAAUAUUAUUUUUCGCCAGUCUUUAAAGCAGGAUUUUAAAGAUAGAAAAAAAGAUUUGAAAGAUAGUGAGCUGAAAGAAAAAAUAAAAUGUAAUUUUCUGGAUGAAAAAGAGGUUUUUGUGGUUGAAAUGUGUGACAAAAAAAUUUUCGAGUUAGUAAAGACAGAUAAAAAUAUGAGACUUAAAUCGAAGAAAAUUCCAAAAUGUUCAACUCCAAGCAGAUAUGAAGUAUUGGAGUUAGAAGCCUCAUCUGUUAGCAAUGUAAAUAAUUCUCCUAUGGACCACACAGCAAUAGUUGAGAAACAACAUAGAGUAAACGAAAAAAAUCAAGAAAAUGAUCUAAGUGAUAGCCAAAAUGAAGUGGAAGUUGUUGAACUUUUUGAUAACAGUGAUAAUAUUCUUACAACUCCUAUUCAGAAUAAAAUAGGAAAGGAAAAGAAAUGGAGCCUACCUUUAUGUUCUGUUGUUGAAAAUACAUUUCCCACUGGUUUGAAAAUUAAUAAUAGUAAACCAAAUUUGGUUUCCAAUAACAUUAACCAAAGAAAUAUUAGUAAUAUGCAAUGUAAUUCAGACAAUCCUUAUCAUAGUAACGUGUUAAACUCUUCAGAUAGAAACCAUUCUAAAUUUGCAGCUAAAAACCUGUUAAAUUCUUCAGAUAGGAACCAUUCUAAAUGUGCAGCUAAAAACCAAUAUCACAAUAUGCCUGAAGAAAAUCUGUCUAAUGUUUUGGAUUCAUGUCAACAAUCAAGGCUAUCAAUGUCUAACAAGAAUGAUUUUGUUUCUGAUGAAAAUAUUGAUCAGGAUGUAAUUUAUCUUAGUGAUGUUAGUUAUUCCUCAAAUGAUAGAAAGAAAAAAAAUACUAUAUUAACUAAUGAAAAUAGAAUUACUUUCAAUAGAAAAAAUAAAACAAGUUGUAGAAAUGAAGGUAAUAAGAAACAGUGCAAAAAUAGAAAGGGAUGUGUUAUUGAACCUAGUAUGAGUAAUGAUGUCUCAGUUAUUUCUGACAGUAGUAUUGAAGAAAAUGAACUAAAUGUUUGUCAAACUCCUGAUAUUCAUUAUUUAAAAACAAUUGAUUUUUCUGGUGUAAUUACUGUUUCUGAUGAUACAGACAAUGAGAGUAAUAGUAACGUAACUGUUUCAAAAAAUGUUGAAAGCCGUGUCCCUGAAAUAUCCAUCGAAGUAUCUGAAGAAGAAGCUGAUCAUAUCGAAGACACACAGAGCUUAAAUGAGAAAUUGGAAAAGCAUUCUGAAUAUAUUGUGCCAUCUCUUGAUUUUGUAGAAGAACCUGUUGAUUUUCCUGUUUCUUUUCUUCACAUGCAAGGGACUCUUUCGUUUUCUGCUGACAAAAUUAAAACAUGGCAAUCACAAGGUAUUUUUAUCAAAAGUGGCCCAUUUUCCAAACAAGAAGAAACUUUGCUGAAAAGAAAUUUGAGGGCUUUUCAGUCUCGAUUUAAAGUUUAUAAUACUCGCUUAUUGCUUGGGAUUGGGCGUCAACUUCCAUUCUUUAAAAAUGAAUCUUGCCGUAUAAAAAGAUUUUUGAAAGCUAAGCACUUUUAUGAAAGAUUGGGUAAAGACAUCAAUAAUAGAACUCUUCAUUCUAUAUAUAAAAAAGCUAGGUUUUUAUUUAGUCCAUUUACAAGGAGACUAGAUAAAAAAUUUGCAGCUAGUGAUAAAGAAGUAAUUGCACAAAUUAUACAAUUGCAAGAAAAAUAUGGCAAAAAGUGGAUUUUAAUUGGACAAAUUUUGGGAUUAGAUCCUGCUUUUUGUGCAAAUAUUUUUUCAUAUCACAAAAAGCCUUUUGCAAAAGGCCGGUGGUCUGAAAGCGAGAUUGAACAUUUAGUUUUAGCAAUCAAAAAUAAUUCUAAAUCGUCUGAUUUAAUUGAGAAUUGGGAAAAAAUAGCAGACCUUGUACCUUCCCGAAAUGCCAAACAAUGUUACAGGUUUUGGACUAGUCAUCACAUGCGACUUAAGGAAAAGUGUUUUGCAUCUUGAGUUUUUAAACUUAUAUAAUUAAAUAACAAUAUUUAAAGUUACUUAUGACUUCAUUAUUAUAUUUGUUGUAUGGCUGAAAUUAUUUUUACAUGAUUCUUAUUAUAAUCUUCUCUUACAAAUAUUGUCUA